Parastagonospora nodorum SN15 is the source of this 1677-nucleotide messenger RNA. RefSeq lists its product as hypothetical. Lineage: Eukaryota; Fungi; Ascomycota; Dothideomycetes; Pleosporales; Phaeosphaeriaceae. Gene Ontology annotation, molecular function: protein binding. The coding region runs from base 1 to 1677 and encodes 558 amino acids. The transcript is spliced from 2 exons. The record is from RefSeq and is a predicted model, not a curated record.
AUGGGUCCAGAUCAGGCUGACCACAUAUCCAGAAAGGUCUCCUUCCUCAGCCGCUUCAUAGGAGGUAACAAAAAGAAAGGCGCCCCAGAUGCUGCCAGCGACAAUGGCACCGAGGCGGACGAUUCGCGACCCGAGGGUAUGGACGCCCAGCUAUAUGUCGACAAUCUUAGCUUCAGUCCCAAGAUUCCGCAGCCGCCUGCGUACAUAAAGGUUCGCGCCAAGUUCAAGAAGGACAAGGAAUUUGACCGCGUGUUUUUGGCGCAAGAGCUGCGCUCGGGAUCAGACAAGAAGAGCGCGCCUGCUGCAGGCUCCAAUCCAGCGCCGCAAUCUGGCUCUGCAGCCACACAGAAUCCAAUCUGGUCAGUCGAAUUCAGCAGAGAUGGGAGGUAUCUUGCGGCUGGUGGGCAGGACAGGGUUAUUCGCGUGUGGCAGGUCAUCACGAGCGCAGAGGACCGACGAACACACGAGCGUUUCGAAACCGAUCCAGCUGUCGAAUCACAUGGCAACCUGAGUGCCCCUGUCUUCCAGCAAAAGAUAUUCCGCGAGUACCACGGACACACGGGGACCAUCCUGGACCUGAGCUGGAGCAAGAACAACUUCUUGUUAUCUUCAUCCAUGGACAGAACCGUACGACUGUGGCAUGUCACUCGGGACGAGAACCUAUGUGUCUUCAAGCACUCGGAUUUUGUGCCUUCGAUACAGUUCCAUCCCACAGACGACCGCUUCUUCCUCGCAGGCUCACUCGACUCCAAGUUGAGACUAUGGAGCAUCCCAGACAAGAAUGUGGCGUUCAGCGUGACUGUGCCAGACAUGAUCACAGCCGUAAGCUUUACACCUGAUGGGAAGACUUGCAUAGCCGGUACACUAGGAGGACUGUGUAUGUUCUACGAUACGGAGAAGCUCAAGUGGCAGGCGCAACUACACGUUAAGUCGACACGAGGGCAGAAUGCAAAGGGCAGCAAAAUCACUGGAAUACAAGCGACGUUUUGGCCGCCGGGAAGCGAAAGUGGGGAGGUGAAGCUGUUGAUAUCGAGUAAUGAUUCCAGGUUGCGCCUGUACAACUUGAAGGACAAGAGCUUGGAGAUGAAGUUCCGAGGGCAUGAAAAUAACUGCAGUCAAAUUCGCGGUGCAUUUGCCGACAGUAGCGGGCAUAUCAUUUGUGGCAGCGAGGACAGAAAAGCGUACAUUUGGUCGACAACGGUUCCGGAAGGCGAGAAGAGGAAUCAGCGGCCAGUUGAGAUGUUCGAAGCGCAUAACUCGAUCACCACAUGCACGGUUAUCGCACCGGUGCAGACGAGACAGCUGCUCAGUGCGUCCGAAGAUCCGAUAUUUGAUCUCUGCAAUCCACCGCCUGUGACAUUAGUGUCAAAAGCAGAGUCCGUGAUAUCGUCGCGAGCGCCGACAGAAGUAGGCUCCGCGCUUCCAACACCCGCCCCUACCGACACUGCCUUCAAGAAGGUGGCCGAAACGCCUGCGUACCUCGCUCGCUGUGCGCAUCGUGGCGGCAACAUCAUCGUCACUGCAGACUACACUGGAGCACUGAAAGUCUUCAGACAGGACUGUGCCUACACCAAGAUCUAUUCGAAGAGCAGGCUCGAAAUUGGGACGACCAAGCAGUAUCUUGUCACGAACCAGCCAGUCGCGAAGAAGCAGUAUAUCAACACAACCACCAAAUGA